AUUUCAUUUCAUUUCAUAAACCCUCUCAUUCUCUCUUCUCUUCCCUUCUUCUGCUUCUUAUCUUAUCCGUUUCAUAAACCUCAGUCUCAGCCACAAUGUCUACCUCUGCAGCUUCUCUUGCUCUUCCAACCCUAUCACUUCGAACCCGACAACCCCUCUCUUCUUCUCCUCCACAAUGCUUCGCUUCUUUUUCCUUCAACCCCACCAAAUCCGCUUCCAUUUCCACCACUUUCCUUCCUCUUCGUCCAACCAGGUUCGUUUCAAAUGUCGCUCUUUCCUCCCAAUUCGACCAGGACGAAGAGAUUCUCAGCGAUGGAGAUGACCGCAGCUUCUCCCCUGACCUCAAGCUCUUCGUUGGCAACCUUCCUUUCAGUGUUGACAGCGCCCAACUCGCUGAGCUCUUUGAAAGUGCUGGUACCGUUGAAGUCGUUGAGGUGAUUUAUGAUAAGAUGAGUGGAAGAAGCAGGGGCUUUGGUUUUGUGACCAUGUCUUCGAUUGAGGAAGCUGAAGCUGCUAAACAACAAUUCGAUGGCUAUGAGCUAGAUGGGAGGGCACUGAGAGUGAAUUCUGGACCACCUCCUGCUAAGAAUGAGGGUUCCCGUUUCAGAUCUCCUUCUAGGGGUGGUUUCUCUUCAGAUAACGGAAACCGUGUUCAUGUUGGUAAUCUUGCUUGGGGUGUUGACCACUUAGCACUUGAGAACUUGUUUCGUGAACAAGGAAAAGUUUUGGAGGCCAAGGUAAUCUAUGACAGGGAAAGUGGAAGAUCAAGAGGCUUUGGAUUUGUGACUUACAGCAGCCCUGAAGAGGUCAAUAGUGCUAUUGAAUCCCUAGAUGGCGCGGACUUGAAUGGCAGAGCUAUUAGAGUUUCUUUAGCAGAUUCUAAGCCAAAGCGCCCGUUUUGAGGAUUCAACAUAUCAUCUAUGCCUGAUCAAGAGUAGAAUUCGGUAGAUUGGAAGCUAAGUGGAUGCAACUCAUCCGUGUUUGCGAGAAGAAAAUGAACUCCAUACAUUGCGGCUGCAUCCAACGAGAAGGAGCAACAUCUGAGAGGCUUUCUUCCUGUGGAGAAGAGCAUAUAAGUGUGUCUUUAAGAGUUUGAUGUAUGCUUCAAAGUUGCUGGUUGUGAUUGGAAACUAAAUUAUAGACCUUGUUUCACCACUUUUUUGUCAUAGUAGUAGAUAACUCAAUAUUAUUGGUUAUUUUCA
Molecule: messenger RNA, 1202 nt
Organism: Arachis duranensis
Lineage: Eukaryota; Viridiplantae; Streptophyta; Magnoliopsida; Fabales; Fabaceae
Product: 29 kDa ribonucleoprotein A, chloroplastic
Exons: 5
Coding region: 96-902 (268 amino acids)
Cellular component (GO): cytosol
Molecular function (GO): mRNA binding
Source: RefSeq, a predicted model, not a curated record